CUUGCGAUCGCCAUAUUGGGCGCUCGGAUGACUGUUUUUUUCGGUAGUAAUUACUACGAGACAGGAGUGGACUGAGUGCCUUCCCCAGACUUGCGCACUAGAUGCGAUCACUUGUUAUUUUUUGCCGUACCGACUGCAUUGUUUUUCUGCUUAUUUCGAAUGUCAUGCUCGAUUUUCAUUACGGGAAUAUUUCUCUUCUGAUCUGAUCGGUGUUUUUGUUUUUCUGGACAGCAGCUGUACUUCUUGUUCAUUUGUUUUCGGAGUGACUUUCAUGUGCAACAUGUCUGAUGUGCGUCUGUCUAAUGGCAGUCCGCCUCUGGAGCGGGUGGACGCGCGGCUGGUGGAUCCUUCCAGGCCGCCUGUGUGCAGGAGGAACCUUUUCGGUCGGACGUCGGCCGAUUCGGAAGAGACGCACCGGGAGUUUUUGGACAAAAUGCGGGAGUCGCAAAUGGCGUUUAAACAGAAGUAUAACUUCGAUUUUGAGAAGGACAAACCGCUUGCGCCGGGCAAUUUUGAGUGGGAAGAGCUGGGCGCCGAAGAUGCACCUGAAUUUUACAGCAGGCCGCAGAGUAUCCACAAACGGGUGGAUCUGAACGGUAACUCGGACUGCCAAAACACGCGACGGAAAAGACCGUCCUCAGAUGACCCAGAUUAUGCACAACAAAGCAAACAAGUGAAUGAUUGCCGAGUCACAUCAGAGCUGACACCCAGAAAAUCCGAGCCGAGCACGUAAACCAGGACCUGCAGGCAAAAGAGAUGAAGAAUGUGCAUUUCUCCACCAAGAGCUUUAUGAAGUAAACAGGGACAGCAAUGAAAGAGAAAAAAAAGCGCAGUACUUUUUCAAAGGAUGCGCAAGGCAGUAGAAGCACUGAAAUUUCUUUAAUACACUAAAGUUUUGGCACUCAAGAAAAGACGUUUGCCUCAAAAGCAGCCAAUGUAGCAGUGUGCAAAUGGUUUUCUUUCCUUUUUGCUCAGCCUUUACUACCUAUGUAUAUAUUUCCCAUUUUAUAUGUAGCAUAUGAAAAUAGAACAUUAUGAGAAGAAAAAUCAUAUUAUAGUGUGACUUGAAAAAUUGCUGUGCAGUUUUCAAAACGGCUCCCAAUAAUUCUCUCACAUUAAAAAUAAAUUCCAUCUUGUUAGUUAACUUAGACUUAAAAGAAGUCUUAAAUUUAUCAUGGAUCAGUUCUGUCUACUGAAGUUCCUCCAUAAACCCAGUCAAAUCACAGGCCUGUUAUGUUACCUAAUGGUAGAUUAACUUUGUUUUGGUAUAGAAAAUAAUACCAUAAAAGUAUGUAGGGUACUUUAUGUGAAGUUGAGUUAAAAAUCUGCCAAAGUUGCCACACAUUCAGGUAGGGAUACAUAUUCCUUUUUAAAAGUGUGGUUUUAACAGUUUUGACAGUGUUAUACAGUAUUAUUGUAUUUUUGGGUUAUUCCACUAUUUUUCCCUAAAAGUUAACGAUUGUUUAUGAAUGACAUCCUACUGAGUAAACAACAAUUCGCAAGUGGCAAACUAAAAUCAACAAUUUUUUCAUUCACAUGUGUAUUUUUCUUGCAUCGCUGUGUAGCAUUUUCUUUAGAUGUAAAAAUUGUAGCUAUUUUAAAACACUGGUUGUGUAUGUUAAACCACAUUAACCCAUGAAUCCAGUCCUAUACCACCACAGAUGGCAUACAUGUUGAACAUGAUGUGCCACUACAUCCCAAAAAUCUGUAUUCAACAAAAAUGACUUUACACUGCAUGUGUGUAAAAUGUUGAAGUGUACCUGUGUAAAUUGGUUUGUAAAAACACUGAGGAAAAUAUACUAACUUAUUUAUGUAAAGCUUUUUGUUGUCUAUGACUAUCCAAAGUGGCAUUUGUGCAUUUUUUUUUUUUACUUUUUGUAAGUGUAUUUUUUCAGAUUUUUAAUAGAUUUUUGUGCAAGGUUGCAAACUGAGCCUUUAUGAAAAAUGUAAUGUGUAUUUUGUAUUGCUUGUUGAAAGAAAUGAUUAAAAUCAUUACCUGAACACUUUUA
Messenger RNA from Trichomycterus rosablanca, 2009 nucleotides. It is a transcript of the gene cdkn1ba, whose product is annotated as cyclin dependent kinase inhibitor 1Ba. The coding region runs from base 272 to 733 and encodes 153 amino acids. Gene Ontology annotation, biological process: negative regulation of cyclin-dependent protein serine/threonine kinase activity; negative regulation of mitotic cell cycle; G1/S transition of mitotic cell cycle. Gene Ontology annotation, cellular component: nucleus; cytoplasm. The record is from RefSeq and is a predicted model, not a curated record. The transcript has 3 exons. Gene Ontology annotation, molecular function: cyclin-dependent protein serine/threonine kinase inhibitor activity; protein-folding chaperone binding. NCBI's taxonomy places the organism in Eukaryota, Metazoa, Chordata, Actinopteri, Siluriformes, Trichomycteridae.